This is a messenger RNA of Piliocolobus tephrosceles (Ugandan red Colobus), 1651 nucleotides long. Its product is annotated as epiplakin-like. The transcript has a single exon. Gene Ontology annotation, biological process: wound healing; intermediate filament bundle assembly. The annotation marks the transcript as partial. Gene Ontology annotation, molecular function: keratin filament binding; structural molecule activity. The record is from RefSeq and is a predicted model, not a curated record. Lineage: Eukaryota; Metazoa; Chordata; Mammalia; Primates; Cercopithecidae. Gene Ontology annotation, cellular component: cytoskeleton; membrane; keratin filament.
CACCGGCUACACCGACCCCUACACCGGGCAGCAGAUCUCCCUCUUCCAGGCCAUGCAGAAGGACCUCAUCGUCAGGGAGCACGGCAUCCGCCUGCUGGAGGCCCAGAUCGCCACGGGCGGCGUCAUCGACCCCGUGCACAGCCACCGCGUGCCCGUGGACGUGGCCUACCGGCGCGGCUACUUCGACGAGGAGAUGAACCGCGUCCUGGCGGACCCCAGCGACGACACCAAGGGCUUCUUCGACCCCAACACGCACGAGAACCUCACGUACGUGCAGCUGCUGCGCCGCUGCGUGCGCGACCCGGACACCGGGCUCUACAUGCUGCAGCUGGCAGGCCGGGGCUCCGCCGUGCACCAGCUGAGCGAGGAGCUGCGCUGUGCCCUGCGGGACGCCCGCGUGACGCCAGGCUCGGGCGCCCUGCGGGGCCAGAGCGUCUCCGUCUGGGAGCUCCUCUUCUACCGCGAGGUGUCCGAGGACCGGCGCCAGGACCUGCUAAGCAGAUACCGGGCGGGCACGCUGAGCGUGGAGGAGCUGGGCGCCACCCUCACCUCGCUGCUGGCCCAGGCCCAGGCCCAGGCCGAGGCCGGGAGCCCGCGCCCAGACCCCCGGGAGGCCCUGCGUGCAGCCACCAUGGAGGUCAAGGUGGGCCGCCUCCGGGGGCGCGCGGUGCCCGUGUGGGACGUGCUGGCGUCCGGCUACGUGAGUGGGGCCGCUCGGGAGGAGCUGCUGGCCGAGUUUGGCUCAGGGACUCUGGCCUUGCCCGCACUGACCCGCCGGCUGACCGCCAUCAUCGAGGAGGCCGAGGAGGCCCCCGGGGCCCGGCCGCAGCUCCAGGACGCCUCACGGGGCCUGCGGGAGCCAGGGCCAGCCGGGCAAGGGGACGGCGACUCGGGGCGCUCCCCGGGCCAGGGCGAGGGAGAGGGCGAGGCCGAGGAGGCCCCUGCCGCCGCCCGCCGCCAGGAGCAGACCCUGCGUGGUGCCACCAUGGAGCUGCAGCGCGGGCAGUUCCAGGGGCGGCCGGUCUCCGUGUGGGACGUCCUCUUCUCCUCGUACCUGAGCGAGGCCCGCCGAGACGAGCUCCUGGCCCAGCAUGCGGCCGGCGUCCUGGGCCUGCCUGACCUCGUCGCCGUCCUCACCCGGGUCAUCGAGGAGACCGAGGAGCGGCUCAGCAAGGUGUCCUUUCGAGGCCUGAGGCGCCAGGUGUCCGCCUCCGAGCUGCACACGUCUGGGAUCCUGGGCCCCGAGACCCUGAGGGACCUGGCCCAGGGCACUAAGACGCUGCAGGAGGUGACGGAGAUGGACUCGGUCAAGCGCUACCUGGAGGGCACCAGCUGCAUCGCGGGCGUCCUGGUGCCCGCCAAGGACGAGCCCGGCCGCCAGGAGAAGAUGAGCAUCUACCAGGCCAUGUGGAAGGGCGUGCUGCGGCCGGGCACGGCCCUGGUGCUGCUGGAGGCGCAGGCGGCCACCGGCUUCGUCAUCGACCCCGUGCGCAACCUGAGGCUGUCCGUGGAGGAGGCCGUGGCCGCGGGCGUGGUGGGUGGCGAGAUCCAGGAGAAGCUGCUGUCGGCCGAGCGCGCCGUCACCGGCUACACCGACCCCUACACCGGGCAGCAGAUCUCCCUCUUCCAGGCCAUGCAGAAGGACCUCAUC